CAGCGUACACUUCCCAGCUCCGCCAUCACAGACCUCCCCGAUGCCAAACCUCGACCCAUCCUCCCCCUCCUUCCUCUCCGACCUCCAAGCGCACUACUUCCCCAACAUCUCGCACGACCCCGCCGCACUCUCCUGGCUACAGCCGCCCUCCGCCGACCCCGAAGACCCCGACGCCACCUCCGCCUACCACCCCGCCAGCAGCGCCGAGGCCAUCCACCCCGCGAACCUGCGUUUCUCUCUCCUCGGCACGGUCCUCUCCCCAGCUACAUCCCUCUCACUCCCAACGACCCUGGGACUCCACCACCACGGCAAGGACCCGCACGCCGCCGGCUACACGAUCCCCGAGCUGGCGAUCCUGAGCCAAUCCACCUUCCCGGCGCAGCGCUGCAUCGCGUGGCAGGUUCUCGGCCGGAUUCUCUUCCGGCUUGGAAAGGGCCAGCUCGGUGAGCGCGGUAGCCCCCUCGUCGAGGGACUGUGGUCCGUUAUUGAAAACGAAGGCGUCGUGGGCGGCAUGCUGGCGGAAGCGGACGGGUCCACGGGCGGAUCGGGAUCUCGUCGAGGCGACAAGGACAAGGACAAGGACAAGGACAAGGACACAAAGGCCGAGGGACAGGAAGAGUCGGGGCCGAGCGGAGGAGGACGUCGACAGCACGCCAGUGCCACGGCGUGGGCUGUCGAGGGCGUCUGGUUAUGGCAGAUGGGCGGCGCAGGGGACCGUGGUGUUCUCAAGGAAAAUACUAUUCGGUCCCAGUGAGGGGGGGAGGGAUGUCGAUUACUUCCUUGCUUGCUUCCACUCUUAUAAAAGACGUGUGUAUUGGUUGGUACCAGCUGGGCAGGGGUUUAUGUUUCUUCGG
Molecule: messenger RNA, 854 nt
Organism: Aspergillus heteromorphus CBS 117.55
Lineage: Eukaryota; Fungi; Ascomycota; Eurotiomycetes; Eurotiales; Aspergillaceae
Product: RPAP1 domain-containing protein
Exons: 1
Coding region: 41-754 (237 amino acids)
Biological process (GO): transcription by RNA polymerase II
Cellular component (GO): nucleus
Source: RefSeq, a predicted model, not a curated record